AGGGAACAGAGAGGCACAGCAAUUUGGGGCUCUCCAGGGAGUUCUCCUGCUCUGCUUGUGACCAUGGGGAAGAGAGUGGCUGUAGUGCUGGCUGGCUGUGGGGUGUACGACGGGAGUGAGAUCCAUGAGUCUUCUGCUGUGCUGGUGCAUCUCAGCAGGGAGGGGGCACAGGCAGAGGUUUAUGCUCCCAAUGUGGAGCAGAUGCACGUGGUGGACCAUGUGAAAGGCCAACCAACUCAAGAGAAGCGCAAUGUGCUGGUUGAGAGUGCCAGAAUAGCCAGGGGGAACAUCAAGGACCUUGCUGAGCUGGAUGUCAAGGGGCUGGAUGCUCUCAUCAUUCCAGGUGGCUUUGGAGUGGCUAAAAACCUGAGUACUUGGGCUACCCAAGGCAAGAACUGUAUCAUCUCCCAAGAGGUGGAGAGUGUCCUGAAGGCAUUCCAUGCUGCCAACAAGCCCAUUGGCCUCUGCUGCAUCUCCCCAGUGCUGGCAGCCAAGAUCUUCCCAGGCUGUGAGCUGACUGUGGGUCAUGACACAGAGUGUGAAAAAUGGCCUUAUGCCAAGACUGCAGAGACCAUGAAGGAGCUUGGCUGCAAGCAUGUGAACAAACACGUCACCGAAGUUCACGUGGACACCAAGAACAAGCUGGUGACCACCAGUGCCUUCAUGUGCAAUGCCCCCAUUCAUGAGAUCUAUGAUGGCAUUGGCAACAUGGUCCAGGAAGUGGUCAGGCUUGCCUGAAAGUCCCAAAGGCACAGCAUCCAUCCCCCCCAUUCUUCUGCUUUUACAC
Dryobates pubescens (Downy woodpecker) is the source of this 787-nucleotide messenger RNA. Its product is annotated as glutamine amidotransferase-like class 1 domain-containing protein 3, mitochondrial. The transcript has 4 exons. Lineage: Eukaryota; Metazoa; Chordata; Aves; Piciformes; Picidae. Bases 64 to 738 code for a protein of 224 amino acids. The record is from RefSeq and is a predicted model, not a curated record.